This is a messenger RNA of Tarenaya hassleriana, 4022 nucleotides long. Its product is annotated as structural maintenance of chromosomes protein 3. Gene Ontology annotation, molecular function: protein binding; ATP hydrolysis activity; ATP binding. Lineage: Eukaryota; Viridiplantae; Streptophyta; Magnoliopsida; Brassicales; Cleomaceae. Bases 118 to 3738 code for a protein of 1206 amino acids. The transcript is spliced from 30 exons. The record is from RefSeq and is a predicted model, not a curated record. Gene Ontology annotation, cellular component: chromosome. Gene Ontology annotation, biological process: mitotic sister chromatid cohesion.
AUUUAUUUCCUACACUUCCUCCAUUUUUCUUCUUCUCAUCUUCAAUCCGAGCUUUCCUCUUCAUUCCUCUCAGUGUGUGAAUCGCCUACUCGGUGGGAUCUGCUGGUGAGCUCCGAUAUGUAUAUAAAGCAGGUUAUCAUUGAAGGAUUCAAAAGCUACAGAGAGCAAGUUGCUACAGAGACUUUCAGUCCUAAGGUUAACUGUGUGGUUGGUGCAAAUGGAUCUGGGAAAAGCAACUUCUUCCAUGCAAUUCGUUUUGUGUUGAGUGACAUCUUCCAAAAUCUGCGGAGUGAAGACAGACAUGCAUUACUCCAUGAAGGCGCUGGGCAUCAAGUAUUGUCCGCAUUUGUGGAGAUUGUAUUUGAUAAUUCCGACAACCGCAUCCCGGUUGACAAGGAGGAAGUUCGCUUGCGCAGAACGAUUGGUCUGAAGAAGGAUGAAUAUUUUUUGGAUGGGAAACACAUCACGAAAAAUGAGGUUAUGAAUUUACUGGAGAGUGCUGGAUUUUCUCGUUCUAAUCCUUACUAUGUUGUGCAACAAGGAAAGAUAGCUUCAUUGACAUUGAUGAAAGAUGCGGAACGGCUAGAUCUACUAAAAGAGAUUGGUGGUACUCGUGUUUAUGAAGAGAGAAGACGUGAAAGUCUAAAAAUUAUGCAGGAAACUGGGAACAAAAGAAAGCAGAUAAUCCAAGUUGUCCAAUAUUUGGAUGAAAGGCUAAAGGAAUUGGAUGAAGAGAAAGAAGAACUCAGAAAAUAUCAGCAACUUGACAAGCAGAGAAAAUCGUUGGAAUUCACCAUUUAUGACAAAGAACUCCAUGAUGCUCGGGAGAAACUAGAACAAGUUGAAGUUGCUCGGACCAAGGCAUCUGAAGAGUCAACUAAGAUGUAUGAUAGGGUUCUGAAGGCCCAAGAAGAUGCCAAGAGCCUAGAUGGGUCACUGAAAGAACUCACGAAGGAGCUCCAAACUUUGAAUAAGGAGAAAGAAACUGUUGAAGCACGGCAAACUGAAGCUAUGAAGAAGAAGACAAAGCUGGAACUGGAUGUGAAAGAUUCUCAGGAGCGGAAGUCCGGUAAUGUCCAGGCUAAGAAUGAUGCAAUCAAGCAGCUUCAUAUGGUAGAAAGAGAAAUACAGGACUCUAUGGAGGAACUGGAGAAGAUUAAUCCUUUGUAUGAAAGCCAAGUUGAAAAAGAGAAACGGAUAACAAAAGGAAUCAUGGAGCGUGAAAAGCAACUUAGUAUUCUUUAUCAGAAACAGGGCCGUGCCACUCAAUUUUCUAGUAAAGCUGCCCGAGACAAAUGGCUACGGAAGGAAAUAGAAGAUCUGGACCAUGUGCUAAGGUCAAAUGUGGCCCAAGAGCAAAAAGUUCAGAUUGAAAUAGAUCGUCUCAAUAAGGAGCUGGCAGAGUGGGACGUAUACAUCAAAGGUCGUGAAACUGAUAUUAAAAAUUCAGAAUCCCAGAUCUCUCAGUCUCGUGAAGCAUUCAAUAUAAAGAAGACAGAGAGGGAUGAGGAACAAGGAAAAAGAAAGGUAAAAUGGGGAGAAGAAAGUCAGUUAUCUGCUGAAAUCGAGAAGCUGAAAACUGAAGUUGAAAGAGCAAAGAAGAACCUUGAUCAUGCAACUCCAGGCGAUGUAAGGAGAGGGUUGAGCUCUAUCCGACGGAUCUGCCAAGACUAUCGGAUCAAUGGUGUUUUUGGUCCUAUUGUUGAGUUGCUUGAUUGUGAUGAAAAAUUUUUCACUGCAGUAGAAGUCACUGCAGGAAACAGCCUAUUUCAUGUGGUAGUUGAGAAUGAUGACAUCUCUACACAAAUAAUUAGACACCUGAAUUCGCUAAAGGGUGGACGAGUGACCUUUAUACCGCUGAACAGGGUAAAGGCACCCCAUGUGAAUUAUCCACAAAGUUCUGAUGCAAUACCUUUGCUGAAAAAGUUAAAGUUUGACUCCAAAUUCACAUCUGCGUUUGCUCAGAUUUUUGGUAGAACUGUAGUAUGCCGAGAUCUAAAUGUGGCAACAAGGGUUGCCCGGAGUGAUGGCCUGGAUUGCAUAACUUUGGAAGGCGACCAAGUGAGCAAAAAGGGCGGCAUGACCGGCGGAUUUUAUGAUCAUAGGCGGUCAAAAUUGAGAUUCAUGAAUAUUAUAGUGCAGAAUACAAAUUCUAUAAAUGCCAAGGAGAAGGAACUGGAGCAUGUUCGAACACAAUUGCAAGUGAUAGACCAGAAUAUUACAAAGCUAGUCACUGAGCAGCAAAGACUUGAAGCAGAAUGGACGCACUGCAGAUCUCAGGUGGAACAACUCAAGCAGGAGAUUGCAAAUGCAAAUAAGCAGAAACAUGCUAUACAUAAAGCUCUUGAGAAUAAGGAGAAGUCUCUCGUGGAUAUUAGGACGCAAAUUGAUCAGCUAAGAUCUAGUGUGUCAAUGAAGCAAGCUGAGAUGGGAACAGAACUCGUGGAUCACCUAACACCUCAAGAAAAAGAGCUGUUAUCACGACUAAACCCUGAAAUUAAGGAUCUUAAAGAGCAGCUUAUUGCAUGCAAGACAGACCGUCUAGAGACAGAAGCAAGAAAAGCAGAGUUGGAAACUAACUUAGCAACCAACCUAAAGAGGAGAAAACAGGAGUUGGAGGUAACCAUAAAUUCCAUUGAGGAUGACAAUUUGUCCAGUUCAGACGAACUAAAGAUCCAAGAACUUGAGGAUGCAAGAUCACUGGUUAAAGAGGCAACAGAGGAGCUCAAAAGUAUCUGUGACAGCAUUGACGAGAAGACGAAGCAAGUAAAAAAGAUCAAAGAUGAGAAAGCCAAAUUGAAGUCAUUGGAAGAUGACUAUGAUCGUACACUUCAAGAUGAGAAUAAAAAGCUGGAAGAACUAUUUAGCAGGCGGAACACACUCGUUGCUAAACAAGAAGAGUACACAAAGAAAAUUAGGGGAUUGGGUCCAUUGUCAUCAGAUGCUUUUGACACCUACAAGCGAAAGAACAUCAAGGAGCUGCAGAAGAUGCUUCACCGCUGCAGUGAACAACUGCAACAAUUCAGCCAUGUGAACAAGAAAGCGCUUGACCAGUAUGUAAACUUCACUGAACAACGAGAAGAACUUCAGAAAAGGCAGGCAGAGCUCGAUGCAGGAGACGAGAAAAUCAAAGAACUUAUAUCGGUUCUGGAUCAACGGAAAGACGAGUCUAUUGAACGUACUUUCAAGGGUGUUGCUCGACACUUUCGAGAAGUUUUCUCUGAACUUGUGGAAAAUGGACAUGGCCAUCUGGUCAUGAUGAAGAAAAAGGAUCGUGAUCACGAUGAUGAAGAUGAUGAUGAUGAUGAUGAUGGAACCCGCGAAGCUGAUCCGGAGGGAAGGGUCGAAAAAUACGUUGGUGUAAAAGUGAAGGUGUCAUUUACGGGUCAAGGGGAGACGCAAUCGAUGAAACAAUUGUCGGGAGGCCAAAAGACAGUUGUAGCACUUACCUUGAUUUUCGCCAUCCAGCGAUGUGAUCCUGCUCCGUUCUAUCUUUUUGAUGAGAUCGAUGCUGCACUGGAUCCACAGUACAGAACUGCUGUAGGCAAUAUGAUUCGUCGUCUAGCCGAUAUGGGAAACACGCAGUUCAUAACCACAACGUUUAGGCCAGAGCUCGUGAAAGUUGCAGAUAAGAUAUACGGCGUGACUCAUAAGAACAGAGUGAGCCGUGUUGGUGUUGUUUCCAAGGAGGAUGCAUUGGACUUUAUCGAGCAUGACCAGUCCCAUAACACUGAUUGAGGAAAAAGGAGGGGCUCCCACUGCAUCAAGAAUAUAUACAUAUAUAUAUAUAGUACGAGUUUGAUGUUUUUGGGAUAGUAUCUUAGAUAGAGCUAGUUUAAUGCUGCGAACAUCUGUCAGAACAUAUGAUACAACUGCUGCUGUGAAGGUUUCGGUUUGAUGUAAAGUCAGGUACUUGGUUGAAUCAGUAGGUAUCUUUCUGAGGUUUGGUUCUAGGAAUAUCCUUUGUCAAGGUCUGUAUAAAAAUCUGAUUUACCUUUAGAAUUGCGGUUUGUUCAUCCUUU